This is a messenger RNA of Racocetra fulgida, 3438 nucleotides long. The record is from the annotation of a GenBank genome assembly. NCBI's taxonomy places the organism in Eukaryota, Fungi, Glomeromycota, Glomeromycetes, Diversisporales, Gigasporaceae.
GUCGCUACAGUAUGUGCGAUGUUUCCAAACAUUCCUCCAGUCGCAGUACAAUACGAUCUUCAAAAGACAGGCUCUGUUGAAGUUACCUGUGACAAUAUUCUUCAACAUGGUGAACUAAUCAUUUUGUGUAUUGAAAUUAAACCUAUACUUACAUUUUCAAUUAUUCAUAUAACACAAAAGCCACCACCUACUGUUACUUCAUCAUUUGCAGUUCCUUCGACGUCUCACGCCUCCUCAUCGACAACGAGUGGGAUAAAUGUAUCUGUAACACAUCAAUCUCUCGUGGAUAGAUACAAACUACAAGAUGCAGUUAAAAAGGGCAUUGUUCCACCAGAUCCACCUAAAACAUGGGAAGCUACUCCCGAAAAAAGGCAAGAAUUACUGCAAAAGAAGAAAGAUGCAAUGAUUUUACAAGCUAGAGAAGCGCAACCUACUGAUGCCGAGCAAUUGGCAAAGUUUCGUGAAUCAUGGAACUAUAUCGAAUCACAAUUUAAUAACGAGGAAAAAAAAAAACAGCUUCCCGAUGACGUGAAACAGUCCGACAUUCCAUUUCAUCUCAAAGAAAUGGUGAAUAUUCUUGUUGACGAAGGUUUGCGACUCGAGGACGUGAAUACAGGUCUCUGCAGAGAAGAAUUUUUGAAAAGCAAAAUUCUCCAAAAAUUGGUUAACCUUGCUACUGACGAUGUUCCAAAAGGAAUUUGUGGCGAAAUUAUCCGGACUAUUGGUUCUAUGAUUAAUUUAUUAGAUGAUCGGUUUUUAGUUCAUAAUGCCGUUCAUCAACCGACUGUCUCCCUUAUGAUUAAUUUAUUGGAUGAUCGGUUCUUAGUUCAUAAUACCGUUCAUCAGCCGAAUGUUUCUCUUUUGCAAGAAAAAUAUGAAAAAUAUGAUGAAGAUCUUGUUGAUUUAAUGUAUAUCAUAUGUUCCAAAAUUCAUGAGUUUCCCGAACUUUUGAAUAUUUUCUUCCAUGAUACUCAUUGGCUUACGACACCACAAAAAGCUUAUCCAAAAAAAGAAUCAGAAAAUACCGCAAGCUUCUCAUCAAAUAGUAGUCAAGAUGGGAAUUUAGACGAUGGCUCCGCAUCUGCAAAUAGCACAAUGAAUUCAACCUCUGCAAAAACAACAGAGUUCACUAAAGAACCAGAAAAACGAGAAUACAAAUUUUUACUAUUUUCAUAUCUGCUUCAUUUUCUUCAUAGAGAAGGCAAAAGCGGUGAAUAUGCUAGAUAUGGCUUGCUUUUUAUUAUUGAGCUCAAAGAUGAGCAAUUAGGUGAAUUUAUUCUUGAAAGUGACUUUGCAACGAUCAUGGCUGCCGGAUUGGGCGCGCUAUAUUCACAAUUACCACGUAAAUUGAUGGUAAAAAGUUCGAGUGGUGGGUUGACUAAUGCCACUUUAUUAGGAUUCGGUGGUGAUAAUACAAGUGCUGAGUUAGAGAGACUGGCUUCAAAUGGAAUUGAAGUUUCUUCUUCGAAGGCAUUCAAAAUUCAACUUGAUUCAUUUUUGAAGUUACUGGAAUUUUGUCAGGAUGUAUUAAAUAUAUGUCCAAAUGUGGAUAUAUCUUUGGCCUUACUUCAAAAUGUUAAAAAUAUUUUUCUUGAAAAUAUUUUAUAUCCGUCGAUUUUGGAAUGUUCUGAUACGGAUGGUUCUGCCGUUGCUGUUAUUUCUUAUAUUGACAUUAUCAUGCAGACAUUGGAGCAAGAAGAAUUGGUUGACGUGGUGGUAGGUUUUUUAAUGGAUUCUGACGGUGAUGAUGAAGACUUUUGGAAACAACCGAUUGCCAAUAAAAUUGCAAAACGUCAAAGUACAAUAAAUCUGUUCGAGGGUAUUGAUUCUAAUACGAUCAAGUCUCCUCCCUAUUUCACAGCAAUCGGUCGGUUUACUCUCAAGGAUUUAAUAUUUUCACGUUUGCGAUCCUCAUCUCAACAAACCGUCAUUGCGACUUUAAAACUUCUUCAUACUGUUAUUUCUAAGCAUUGUCGAUAUUCUUUGAAAUUAUUGAACAUAGAAUUGGACGAAAAUGCUACAUGCUUUCCUAGACCAAAUUAUUUAUACGAGGAUUCAUAUUGUAGUGAGACGCAUGGAUCAAGCUUUGCUCAACCAAAAUUAACAACAAUUAGUCAUCAUUUGAAAGAACUUGACCACUUCUUUUCCUUAAUAGCUGCCAUUGAUCCAACUCCUCAAAACAUGGAAAUUUUUACGAAUGGAUAUGAUUCCUAUGUCCGUGAUGCAGAAAUGAUUAUAGAGGCGGAUCCGUGUUAUAUCAAUGGCCUGGACGUAGAAUGGACUGAAGAUGGUCCCACUAGACCAAAUUCAAAGAAAUCUGGUAGACAACGAUUCUUGACUUAUAGCCAAGGCAAAAAUGGCAAAAAGGGGGCAUCCAAAGGCAUGUCGGCAGUUCCGAAGCAUCGUCUUAACCCGACUGAUCGAUUAAAUCCGGGUGAUUCGCUCUUACAAAUUCUCCUUGGGACUUUAACAAAUUUCUUUGCUCAUUCACCAGAGUUAAACUUAGUUCUAACCGGUGUUCUUUCCGCUCUGGCUGUUUGUCCUUAUAGAUCGCUAGAAGGUUGGCUUGUAUUUAGCGGUACUGAUAGAUUAGAUAGUCGGCGAGAUGUCCGACGAGAUUCUCACAUAAGAGACUUUGAAAGUUUACAGCCUGGUGCAAAAAAUCUAGAAAUACCUCUCGGAAUAUCUAAUAAUGAAAAUAACGCUGUUGCUGAAGGAGAUGACAAACCUAUUAACGAAUUUGAUGAAGAUGAUGAUCGUUCAAUUGAUUUUGACGCAGACAGAUGUCCAUCUGCUACAAAGGCUAUCGGGGCUACUCCGAGAUGGACUAGUUACCCUCAAUUUUUCACUAUCUUUAAAACAUUGACUCAACAAGUCGAUUACUACCGCAGCGAAAUUGAAGGGUUUGAUCAAUAUCUUAAAGAAAGGAGGGGUGGCCUGUUAGAUGCUGAUGAUGAAAUUGAUGAAAAUUUCUUUAAGCAGCCUUAUCCCUCACGUACACCUACUAGAAGAAGUAGUACUUCUAAUCAUUCAGGCUCUGGCAUCUCGACUAAUACUAAUGCAAAAAAUAGAAAAAUGACAGGACAUAAAACACCAAAAAGAGCUGAAUCAAACACCAAUUUAAAUUCGCAGAUCGGUUCCUUAACUUUCAGGUCUUCGACUAUUACAUCUUCGAACAUUACCACUCCAUUUUCAACGCACUUCCAAAAAACAGAAGCCAUCAAAAUCCAUCCUCUAUUCCCAGCACACUUUACCAGGCAGAAGGAAACUAAACCUAAAGAGAUCACUUUAAGUACACUCCUCAACAAUGUUGUUAUUCUAGAGGAAGCUAUUAAAGAAUUGGUCGCUAUUGUACAAGUAAGGAGAAGUCUAGGCAUUGACGAAUAUAAAGCGGAAAGAAAAAAACAACUCGAGGAAGAUUAUCAGGAUGGUGUGUGA